CAUCAUCACCUCCUCAUCAUCAGCGACGGCGGCAGCAGCAGCAGCAGUAGUAGGGCCCGCCCCGGCCUGUGACCGCCCCUUAUCCCCCUCAGUGUACACACACAUCCUCCUCACCCAGAUUAUUCAUCUCAAUAUUUAUAUCCCCCCAGCACGCAGCGGGCGGCAGCAGCUGUAGCGCCCGUACCCAGCGCCCGGGGAGCCGCACGAGUGGGACAGGAGCACGGCGCGGGAAGCAGCCGCCAGAGAGAGGGAGACACCGAGGAGUGCUGAGCUCGGCCCGCUCCCCCGCUCCUGCCUGCAUGUAUUUACUGACCGACGGCUCCCGCUCAGCGCCUAACUCCAGCCAGCAGCAGCCAGGCCCGGCCGGAGAGCAGCAGCAGCCGCCGCCAGUGAGCCCGUACUCGGAGGCGCUGAAUGCAGACUAACAGGGAUGCCCAAAGAAAAAUAUGACCCUCCUGAUCCUCGUAGAAUUUAUACCAUCAUGUCUGCAGAAGAAGUUGCUAACGGCAAGAAGUCUCACUGGGACGAAUUGGAGAUUUCUGGCCGGGUGCGGAGCUUAAGCACAUCGCUCUGGUCACUGACUCACCUGACAGUGUUGCACCUCAGUGACAACAACCUCUCUCGUAUCCCAUCUGAUAUUGCCAAGCUCCAUAAUCUAGUUUACUUGGAUCUUUCAUCCAAUAAACUCAGAAGUUUACCAGCAGAGCUAGGGAACGUAGUUUCUCUCAGGGAAUUGCUUUUAAAUAACAAUCUGUUACGGGUUUUACCUUAUGAACUGGGGCGACUGUUCAGGCUUCAGACCCUUGGGUUAAAAGGCAAUCCUUUGUCACAGGAUAUUCUUAGUCUGUACCAGGAGCCAGAUGGGAUCCGAAAGCUACUGAACUACAUGCUUGACAAUCUAGCAGUUCAUCCAGAACAGCUUCCUCAGAGACCAUGGAUUACAUUAAAAGAACGAGACCAAAUUCUCCCCUCAGUUUCCUUCACAGUAAUGUGCUACAACGUACUGUGUGAUAAGUAUGCUACUCGGCAGCUUUACGGCUAUUGUCCUUCAUGGGCAUUAAACUGGGAGUAUCGGAAGAAAGGUAUCAUGGAGGAGAUAGUCAGCUGUGAUGCAGAUAUCAUUAGUCUUCAGGAAGUUGAAACCGAGCAAUACUAUACCCUUUUCCUGCCAGCAUUAAAGGAACGUGGAUAUGAUGGUUUCUUUUCUCCAAAAUCGCGUGCCAAAAUUAUGUCUGAUCAAGAGAAAAAGCACGUGGACGGGUGUGCAAUAUUUUUCAGAACCGAGAAAUUUACCAUUUUGGCAAAGCAUACUGUGGAAUUCAACCAGGUAGCAAUGGCUAACUCUGAGGGGUCAGAAGCCAUGCUGAACAGAGUAAUGACAAAGGAUAACAUCGGGGUGUCUGUUUUGCUAGAGGUCCACAAAGAUCUCCCUGGGGGAGGCAUGAAGCCCCAUCAUUCAGCAGACAAGCAGCUGCUCAUUGUAGCAAAUGCCCACAUGCAUUGGGACCCAGAGUACUCUGAUGUCAAGCUAAUCCAAACUAUGAUGUUUGUCUCUGAACUGAAAAGCAUUAUAGAAAAGGCUGCAAGCCGACCUGGCAGCCCUGCCCCUGAUCCAAAUUCCAUCCCAUUUGUAUUGUGUGCUGAUCUGAACUCCUUGCCUGAUUCAGGUGUGGUUGAGUAUUUGACAAAUGGAGGAGUAGCCGACAACCACAAGGAUUUCAAGGAGCUUCGAUACAAUGAGUGUCUCACUAACUUCAGCUGCAAUGGAAAGAACGGCACCCCGGAUGGAAGAAUCACACACGGCUUCCAGCUGAGGAGUGCCUAUGAAAACAACUUGAUGCCUUACACGAAUUACACCUUUGACUUCAAAGGUGUUAUUGAUUACAUCUUCUAUUCCAAGACUCACAUGAACGUUCUUGGCGUCCUUGGGCCUUUAGAUCCUCAAUGGAUGGCGGAGAACAACAUCAGUGGCUGCCCCCACCCCCAUAUCCCUUCUGACCACUUCUCACUGUUAACGCAGCUGGAACUCCACCCUCCACUUUUGCCUCUCAUCAAUGGGGUACACUUGCCAAGCAGGAGGUAGUGCUGGCUGUUGGCUGGGCACUUGUUUUCAUGGACCUGUACAGCUGUAAGAGUCUGUAGGAGUGAAGUUAUAGCCAACCUUAAGCUGCUUUUUCACGGCUCCUUCCCUUUUGUAAAAGCCGUGGUUCUGCGUUUUUAUUGCAGGGAGGCAAUAUUUGGCAUUAGGGCUGGUACAAAAUCUGUCCUCCUCCCAACUGUGUUUUUUUGUUUUAAACAUGCUAAAUAUUUUAUUUGCUACCUGCCCACUUUUUUUUUGUUCCUAGAAACAAGUUACCAUCAGCAAUUGACGACGGCUACAUACCAGUUGUACUUACACACCCAAUCAUAUUGCAUUUCCCUUUUUCUUAUGAGUAGCAAAAGUAAUCGCACCCAUUCUCUAUUUUGCCCAAGAAAAAAAUGAUUUACAAACUGUGAAGGAAAUUUUUACACCUGUUUUACUCCACCAAGGCUAUGUUAGCUUUUCUUAAUGUCAAGCACAAAUUAGCUUUUUUGAGUUUUUUCUUUUCUUCCCCCUUUCUCCAUGAAUGUAUUUAGGGGAAAGAUGAUUUAAAAGUCUAGAUCAAAUGUAUUUUUUUCCAUCACUUUCUUUUGGCUUGUAAAACAGUGACUCCUCAUCUCCACUGACUAUGAAGAGAACUAUUAAGUUUUAUGUGGGUUUGUCAGGCACCCAGUUAUGUGUAUCAUACUUUUUACCCUCAACCGAACCAGUGGUAGCCUAGAAAAUAUAGAUUUUUCUAUUGAACUUAGAGUCCAGUCUAUAAAUACUCCACCACUAUUGGCAGUCUUCUCCUCCCUUUUUUUCUUUUCUUUCUUUUCUUCCUAUUUGAUAGGAUGUUUGUUAGUGUAACUUGCAAUAAAACCCUGGAAACUGUCUAGAAGGUGGAGGUAUUGAAAUUGCUAGUGGUCUUUGUAUUGAGGCCAAAGAAAAGCUUGACAGUCUAACUUGUAACCAAAGAUGUCAUUUACUUCUGAUUACAGAUUUUUAUUCCUUAUUAAGCUUUCAGUUCCACCGCCACAACUUCUACAUCAUUUUGGCCUCAACAGUCCUAAAUGUCUUGUAUUCUCUUCACAGCCAGCAGGUUGAAGAGUUAAUGUCAACACACAUUUUCUUAGUUCUGUAAAAUGACCAAUCUUAAUGGGUGAGCACAGACCACACACCAUGCAUGGGUACUGCAGGCAAGCUUUCUGUAAAUACAGAUAUCUUCUAUUUUCAUCCAUCACCUCUGUCUCCAGAU
Pseudophryne corroboree (corroboree frog) is the source of this 3317-nucleotide messenger RNA. It is a transcript of the gene CNOT6L, whose product is annotated as CCR4-NOT transcription complex subunit 6 like. The coding region runs from base 431 to 2083 and encodes 550 amino acids. The transcript is spliced from 12 exons. Gene Ontology annotation, cellular component: cytoplasm; nucleus; CCR4-NOT complex. NCBI's taxonomy places the organism in Eukaryota, Metazoa, Chordata, Amphibia, Anura, Myobatrachidae. Gene Ontology annotation, biological process: nuclear-transcribed mRNA poly(A) tail shortening. The record is from RefSeq and is a predicted model, not a curated record. Gene Ontology annotation, molecular function: protein binding; poly(A)-specific ribonuclease activity.